CAAGGAAUGACGUUAGAUAAAGAGUUAUAAAACAUCUUUCUCAGUUUAGUUAGUUUUUUUCUGUUGGGAUAAACAUAACCGAAGUUAGUUUUCUUUCCCCUAUUAAAUACUCUUAAUAUGAAGGCAGUUCUAUCAGACUAGUUUUUUUUUUUUAAAUAUAAAUAUUGCGUUUUACGGUUAAGUUUGCAGAAACUUCACAAAAUCAACAGUAUAUGUGAUCUACUACUAUCUGUGUAGGAAGACGUUAUUGCGCCAUUUGCGUUAGGUACGAAAGCCGUACGCUUAUGAUAUAAUGUACGCACCUGUAAACAUGAGCGAAACGUUAGAACAGCUGAAUCAGACAUACCUUGAUCAGAUGAAUGUGAGCACUCGGUUUCCUUGCAACAAGCUAGUAAAGAAAAACCUGAUGGAAUAUUACCCUGGGGUAGAGUUGGUGGCUGCUCAAGUUAUAAGUUCAAUGGGAAUGUUUGGUAGCAUGUUAGCAUCUUUUAUGGUACCAUAUUUCUGUGUUGCUCGCUGGCCAGAAACACUGCGUGGUCCCAGGUACCAACUGGCUCUCAGCCUAGCCAACUGUUUCUCGGGAGGAGUAUUUUUGGCAACAUUUUUUGUGGGCCUGCUCCCUGAAGUGCGAGAAAUGUUUGAAUUAGUCUUAGAGUUGAAGAGUAUCCACACAACUAUUCCUAUUACCGAGUGUAUGGUCUUUGUUGGGUUUGCCCUCGCUCUUCUUAUAGAGCAAGUAGUACUAGACUAUCAGGAAAACAAAACUUCCGAGCUUUCACCACCAUCUAAUGCCUACGUUAAUUUGGACAAGACGAACUGGGGCGACAGGCAAAAUAAUUCUGACUUGGACAGGUCAAAACGACUAUUAAAAAGCCAAAGUCAAGAGUCAUUGCUUUCUGUAGCUGGUCACUCCACAGAUGAGGAGGAUACGUAUUAUAAUACAAGAAUAACUCUAUCUAAUCGUAUUUGUGAGGUUUCUGGCGUUGAACCUGCUUCUUCUGAUCAAGAGACUCCCCCGUUGACCACAGGGAGACCUGGACAUACAACUAGCCACGGCCAUUCUCACGCAGACAUAGGCAAGCUAAUGCACCAAGAAUCGGGUGUCCGUUUUCUUUUGCUAGUUUUAUCUUUAACUGUCCACUCUAUUUUCGAGGGCUUAGCCUUAGGGCUGCAGACUAAUGUUGGCACCCUCCUUAACUUGUUCCUUGGAGUCGCUAUUCACGAAUUGCUAGUUGCGUUCUCAAUGGGGGUUAACGUCGCCCGUCUCAAGCUGUCACGUGGAGCCACCUUACGGUUCUCUGUCCUUUUUUCCGCUUCUAUUCCAACGGGGCAGAUAGUUGGCCUGUGUGUGGGUAGAAACCAAUCUAUCGGUGGACAAACUGUCAGUGCUGUUCUUCAAGCAAUUGCAGCUGGAACAUUCAUCCACGUGAUCUUUAUGGAAGUAAUUCCAUCCGAAUUUAAAGAUGGCGGCCAUCGGUUGAUUAAAGUUUUCGUCCUGUUUAUUGGUUUUUUGUUGUUAUUAGGCUGCACAAUAGUACUAAACGAAAGUAUUGGCCACACACACUAGUAAGCAUUUAACUUGUUUGUAAAAUUUGUUUGACCGUUAUCUUGUUAAAGGUCUUUAACUUUAAACCUAGGGAAGAGUCAAAAUGUCAUGUUGGAAUGAGGUAUGAUGUAAGAUCAAUAUUUUUUAACUGUAUUUAGUUGAAGUGUUUGGUAUCCAAUAAUGCAUUUUCGUAUAAAAAUACACGAUUUGGAUUCAAUAUGAAUAUUUAAAGCAACUUUAUAGGGUUUCACAGUUGUAAAUGCUUUUGAACGGAGGAAAUUGUAAUGCUGAAUAUAAUUAAAGGAC
Molecule: messenger RNA, 1852 nt
Organism: Limulus polyphemus (Atlantic horseshoe crab)
Lineage: Eukaryota; Metazoa; Arthropoda; Merostomata; Xiphosura; Limulidae
Product: zinc transporter ZIP3-like
Exons: 2
Coding region: 293-1567 (424 amino acids)
Biological process (GO): zinc ion transmembrane transport
Cellular component (GO): plasma membrane
Molecular function (GO): zinc ion transmembrane transporter activity
Source: RefSeq, a predicted model, not a curated record